UGCCCCCGUUGGAGAGAUGGUUGAGUCCUCGUCAAGGUUGCUGUGGUAUCCCAGAAACACCAUUCACUCCGAGCUGUGACCGCGCACCAUCCACAGCAACAACUCCGCUGCGCCUGGCCGAGGAAUAGGAAUUGGGAGCUCGCAAGAAUAAUAUGAAAGGGAUCUGCAAAGGGGAAAUCCGUGCGAAGGAAGCGAAAUUAGCAGACUUUUGGGAAAGGGAAUGUUCUAAAUGUGGCCGGCUGGACUUCAUCCUGGUGAAGAAAAUGGAGAUUAAAAGUGGAUUUACAUUUUGGAACCUCAUCUUUUUAUUGAUGGUUUCGUGUGUGAAAGGAUUUAUUUAUACCUGUGGUGGAACUCUAAAAGGACUUAAUGGCACUAUAGAAAGCCCUGGCUUCCCGUAUGGAUAUCCAAAUGGUGCAAACUGUACUUGGGUUAUAAUAGCAGAAGAAAGAAACAGAAUACAGAUUGUCUUUCAAUCCUUUGCUCUAGAAGAGGAAUAUGAUUACUUAUCAUUAUAUGAUGGGCAUCCUCAUCCUGCUAACUUUAGGACAAGGUUGACUGGAUUUCAUCUUCCUCCACCUGUGACAAGUACAAAAUCUGUAUUUUCAUUACGCUUGACAAGUGACUUUGCAGUUAGUGCUCAUGGGUUUAAAGUUUACUAUGAAGAAUUACAGAGCAGCUCUUGUGGUAAUCCUGGAGUUCCACCAAAGGGUAUCUUGUAUGGUACAAGAUUUGAUGUUGGAGACAAAAUCCGAUACAGCUGUGUAACUGGAUACAUUUUGGAUGGCCAUCCUCAGCUUACCUGCAUAGCUAACUCUGUGAAUACAGCAUCAUGGGACUUCCCAGUUCCUAUUUGUCGAGCUGAGGAUGCUUGUGGAGGAACUAUGAGAGGAUCCAGUGGUAUCAUCUCCAGUCCCAAUUUUCCUAAUGAAUAUCAUAAUAAUGCAGAUUGCACAUGGACAAUUGUGGCAGAACCUGGUGAUACUAUCUCACUCAUAUUUACAGAUUUUCAGAUGGAAGAGAAAUAUGAUUACUUGGAAGUAGAAGGUUCAGAACCACCUACAAUAUGGCUCUCUGGAAUGAACAUACCUCCUCCAGUUAUCAGCAACAAAAACUGGCUCAGACUUCAUUUUGUAACAGACAGCAACCACCGAUACCGUGGAUUUAGUGCUCACUACCAAGUGAAAAAGGCCAUAGAUUUUAAAUCUAGAGGAUUUAAAUUGUUUCCAGGGAAAGACAACAGCAACAAGUUUUCUAUCUUAAAUGAGGGAGGUAUUAAACAGGCAUCCAAUUUGUGUCCAGAUCCUGGAGAACCAGAAAAUGGAAAACGGAUAGGCUCAGAUUUUAGCUUGGGAGCAACAGUACAGUUUUCCUGUGAUGAAGAUUAUGUGCUACAAGGUUCAAAAAGUAUCACCUGCCAGAGGAUAGCUGAAGUUUUUGCUGCAUGGAGUGAUCAUAGACCUGUGUGUAAAGUCAAGACUUGUGGAUCCAGUCUUCAGGGUCCUGGAGGCACUUUCACAUCACCUAAUUUUCCAUUCCAAUAUGACAGCAAUGCUCAGUGUGUGUGGGUCAUCACAGCUAUCAAUACUAAUAAGGUUAUUCAGAUAAAUUUUGAAGAAUUUGAUCUGGAGAUUGGCUAUGACACACUGACAAUCGGUGAUGGAGGAGAAGUGGGUGAUCCUAAAACUGUGCUUCAAGUGUUAACUGGGAGCUUUGUACCAGAUUUGAUUGUGAGCAUGAGCAAUCAGAUGUGGUUGCAUCUUCAAACGGAUGAAAGUGUGGGUUCAAUUGGUUUCAAGGUUAACUACAAAGAAAUUGAAAAGGAAAGCUGUGGGGAUCCUGGAACACCAUUAUAUGGUAUCAGAGAAGGGGAUGGAUUUUCCAACCGGGAUGUUUUAAGGUUUGAGUGUCAGUUUGGAUUUGAACUAAUCGGAGAGAAAUCUAUCGUUUGCCAAGAAAACAACCAGUGGUCUGCAAACAUACCAAUUUGUAUUUUUCCUUGCCUUUCUAAUUUCACUGCACCAAUGGGAACUGUUCUUUCACCUGAUUAUCCAGAGGGAUAUGGAAAUAAUUUAAACUGUAUCUGGACAAUAAUUUCAGAUCCAGGGAGCCGAAUCCAUCUCUCCUUUAAUGACUUUGAUUUGGAAUCUCAGUUUGACUUCCUUGCAGUUAAAGAUGGUGACUCUCCAGAUUCUCCAAUAAUAGGAACAUUUACUGGUGCAGAAGUUCCUUCUCACCUUACCAGUAAUGGACAUAUUUUGCGUCUGGAAUUUCAAGCUGACCAUUCAAUGUCGGGACGUGGAUUUAACAUUACUUAUAAUACAUUUGGACAUAAUGAAUGUCCUGACCCUGGAGUACCGAUCAAUGCUCGCCGUUUUGGUGACAACUUUCAGUUGGGGAGCUCAAUUUCUGUUAUCUGUGAGGAAGGAUUUAUUAAAACACAGGGAACUGAAACAAUUACUUGCAUGUUAAUGGAUGGAAAAGUAAUGUGGAGUGGACCUAUUCCAAAGUGUGGAGCUCCAUGUGGUGGCCAUUUUUCAUCUCCCAGUGGAGUAAUCCUCUCUCCAGGCUGGCCAGGGUAUUAUAAAGACUCCUUGAAUUGUGAGUGGGUGAUAGAAGCUGAACCAGGACACUCUAUCAAAAUUACAUUUGAAAGAUUUCAGACAGAACUGAAUUAUGAUGUUUUAGAAGUUCAUGAUGGACCAAAUCUAUUAUCACCACUUCUGGGAUCUUACAAUGGUACACAGGUCCCACAGUUCCUCUUCAGUAGUAGCAAUUUCAUUUAUCUUCUCUUUACUACUGAUAACAGUCGUUCCAACAAUGGAUUCAAGAUUCACUAUGAAAGUGUUACUGUUAAUACUUACUCUUGCUUGGAUCCUGGCAUACCUGUGCAUGGACGUCGUUAUGGACAUGACUUCUCUAUAGGUUCCACUGUCUCAUUUAGUUGUGAUCCAGGUUAUAGGCUCAGUCAUGAAGAGCCUUUGCUAUGUGAAAAAAACCACUGGUGGAGUCACCCUCUCCCAACUUGUGAUGCUUUAUGUGGUGGAGAUGUUAGAGGACCUAGUGGAACGAUUUUAUCUCCUGGUUACCCUGAACUAUAUCCAAAUUCACUGAAUUGUACAUGGACAGUGGAUGUCACCCAUGGAAAAGGGGUGCAGUUCACCUUUUACACGUUUCAUCUGGAGGAUCAUCAUGACUACUUGCUAAUAACAGAGAAUGGCAGUUUCACACAGCCAUUAGCACGUCUGACUGGCUCAGAACUUCCUUCACCAAUCAAUGCUGGUCUCUAUGGAAAUUUUAGGGCUCAGCUGCGCUUUAUUUCAGACUUUUCAAUAUCGUAUGAAGGAUUUAACAUUUCUUUCUCUGAGUAUAAUCUUGAGCCUUGUGAAGAUCCUGGGAUCCCACAGUUUGGUAACAGAAUAGGAUUUAAUUUUGGAGUGGGAGACAUUCUGACAUUCUCCUGUUCAUCUGGAUAUCGUUUGGAAGGAUCUUCAGAGAUUAUUUGUCUUGGUGGUGGCCGACGAGUAUGGAGUGCACCUCUGCCAAGGUGUGUGGCUGAAUGUGGAGCCUCCACGACAAAUAAUGAAGGAAUUUUACUCUCCCCCAAUUAUCCUCUUAACUAUGAAAACAACCAUGAAUGCAUUUAUAGCAUUCAGGUACAAGCAGGGAAAGGAAUCAAUAUUUCGGCCAGAACAUUUCACUUAGCCCAAGGAGAUGUUCUUAAGAUAUAUGAUGGCAAAGACAACACUGCUCACCUGUUGGGUGCAUUUACGGGGGCAUCAUUAAGAGGAUUGACACUAAGUAGUACUUCAAAUCAUUUAUGGUUGGAAUUUAACUCAGACUCAGAGGGUACUGAUGAAGGUUUUCAGCUUGUGUAUACCAGUUUUGAGCUUUCACAUUGUGAGGACCCUGGUGUGCCACAGUUUGGAUACAAGAUUAGUGACCAAGGGCAUUUUGCUGGAAGCACUAUAAUUUAUGGGUGCAAUCCAGGUUACACGCUACAUGGAAGUAGCCUUCUGAAGUGUAUGACAGGGGAAAGAAGAGCAUGGGACUAUCCUCUGCCAUCAUGUAUUGCUGAAUGUGGAGGUCGUUUUAAAGGAGAAUCAUCAGGAAGAAUCCUGUCUCCUGGCUAUCCUUUUCCUUAUGACAACAAUCUGCGUUGCAUGUGGAUGAUUGAAGUAGACCCAGGAAAUAUUGUCAGCCUCCAGUUUCUUGCUUUUGAUACCGAGGCAUCACAUGACAUUCUACGAGUUUGGGAUGGACCACCUGAGAAUGAAAUGUUACUCAAGGAAAUUAGCGGAUCUCUUGUUCCUGAAGGCAUCCACAGUACACUCAACAUAGUCACAAUCCAAUUUGACACAGACUUUUACAUCAGUAAAUCUGGAUUUGCCAUACAGUUUUCAAGCUCUGUAGCUACUGCCUGUCGUGAUCCUGGUGUCCCCAUGAAUGGAACUAGAAAUGGGGAUGGAAGAGAACCUGGAGACACUGUCCUCUUCCAGUGUGACCCUGGAUAUGAACUGCAAGGAGAUGAGAGAAUAACCUGCAUUCAGGUAGAAAACCGGUACUUCUGGCAGCCCAAUCCACCAGUCUGUAUAGCUCCCUGUGGAGGAAACUUGACCGGCUCAUCAGGUUUUAUACUGUCACCAAACUUUCCUCAUCCAUAUCCCCACAGCAGAGACUGUGACUGGACUAUCACUGUUAAUAAUGAUUAUGUUAUAUCGUUGGCAUUUAUCAGUUUCAGUAUAGAACCAAAUUAUGACUUUCUUUAUAUCUAUGAUGGGCCAGACACUAAUAGCCCACUGAUUGGGAGCUUUCAAGAUAGCAAGCUGCCUGAGAGGAUAGAAAGUAGUUCAAACACCAUGCAUCUGGCUUUUCGGAGUGAUGGAUCUGUUAGUUUCACUGGUUUCCACCUGGAGUACAAAGCAAAACUGCGUGAAUCUUGCUUUGAUCCUGGGAAUAUAAUGAAUGGAACAAGACUUGGAAUGGAUUAUAAAUUGGGGUCAACUGUCACAUAUUACUGCGAUCCUGGUUAUGUUCUUCAAGGAUAUUCCACACUAACGUGUAUCAUGGGAGAUGAUGGAAGACCUGGAUGGAACAGAGCGCUGCCCAGUUGCCAUGCACCUUGUGGAAGCCGCUCAACAGGCUCUGAAGGCACUGUAUUAUCACCAAACUAUCCAAAAAAUUAUAGUGUUGGUCACAACUGUGUUUAUUCUAUUACUGUUCCAAAGGAAUUUGUGGUUUUUGGCCAGUUUGUAUUUUUUCAGACAUCACUCCAUGAUGUGGUUGAAGUAUAUGAUGGCCCAACUCUGCAGUCUUCUUUGUUAUCCUCUCUCUCAGGAUCUCAUUCAGGUGAAUCCCUUCCAUUGAGCUCAGGUAACCAGAUCACGGUUAGAUUUACUUCAGUUGGACCAGUAACAGCUAAAGGAUUUCAUUUUGUUUAUCAAGCUGUUCCAAGAACAAGUGCAACACAGUGCAGCUCUGUGCCUGAACCAAGAUUUGGAAAACGGAUUGGGAAUGAAUUUGCAGUUGGUUCGCUGGUACUUUUUGAAUGCAAUCCAGGAUAUAUCCUCCACGGGUCAACAGCAAUUAGAUGUGAUACUGUACCAAAUGCAUUGGCACAGUGGAAUGAUUCUCUCCCUACAUGUGUUGUGCCCUGUGGUGGAAUUUUAACAAAGCGUAAAGGGACCAUUUUGUCUCCUGGUUACCCUGAGCCUUAUGACAACAAUCUGAAUUGUGUAUGGAAGAUCACGGUACCAGAGGGAGCUGGAAUUCAAGUAAGUAUACUUGCUAUCUGCUUGCCAGCAUCAUCAUGCUCAAAACUGUUUUUCCUGAUAGGAAAGCCUGAAAAGAUCAUUUAUUCAUACAUUUUUACUAUCUAA
Tinamus guttatus (white-throated tinamou) is the source of this 5879-nucleotide messenger RNA. NCBI's taxonomy places the organism in Eukaryota, Metazoa, Chordata, Aves, Tinamiformes, Tinamidae. The record is from RefSeq and is a predicted model, not a curated record.